AUGCCGCAUGGAAACACGAAUGUGACACGAGAGUACAGUUGCGAUGACGUGCAAGUACAUCUCACACCCAGACGAAGUGUGCAUGCGACAAUAGAUAGAAUUGCGCCUUGUAAGCAAAGGCUGAGUUGGGAUCGGCUGUGGUGCAGUGGGCGUAGGUACACCACAGACACAGUAGGUAGGCAUAUAGAUAGUGAAUCCCGGUAUACCAGUGCAAAUAUUCCGGUACACCAAUCGCCGUCUGAGUCCGAGAAUGAAUGGAAUGCGGAAGAGUUGGCUGAACUCUACAACAGCACAGAAGUGGAGACAAUAGUGUCUGAGUCAGAACACGCGAUAGACGAAGUGGCGGAUAUAGAUGUGAAUGGUUUGACGGCCGAGGAGAGAGAGGCGCUGAGUUUGAUGAAGCCCACCAAGCGUAUCAUUCGAACGCGGAACGGGUUUGUGGAUACCAUGCGCGUGCGUGUGCGUGCAGGCAAGGGUGGCAAUGGCUGCAUGAGCUUUCAUCGCGAGAAGUUUCUCGAGAGAGGUGGCCCAGACGGAGGCGAUGGCGGCAGAGGCGGCAAUGUGAUUGUCGUGGCCAGCGAUACCAUCAACAGUUUUAACAAGAUGAAGGCCUUCUGCAAGGCAACCAACGGUGUCCACGGCAAAGGCGCUACCAUGCAUGGUGCCACUGGGGCGGAUGCGCACAUAGUGGUUCCUGUCGGCACAGUCGUGUACUCGGACGAGGCCAAGCAAUCCGAUCCCGAUGCUGAGCCUGAGUUAAUUGCUGACCUGACCAAGAAUGGGCAGACCCUAGUACUGAACAAAGCACCCCGACAGACCACCGAGGGCAAACCCCCCCAGGAGAAGAUCCUGCGAUUCGAAAUCAAGACAUUUGGUGUGUGUGCAUUAGGCGCUCGUGUGGCAAUUACGCAUGUUCGGAUGCUGGUCUGGUGGGGCUACCUAAUGCAGGUAAGUGAACAAGGUGACAAGCAACGACACACCAAACCAUGUGUGAACAUGCGUCCCUCUCCCUCGCGGGACGAUGGCCAGUGCUCCUCAUCUCUGCAGGACUUACGCAAGUCGUCGUUCCUGAGUGCGAUUACCGCUGCGAGACCAGAGGUGGCGUCCUAUCCGUUCACCACUCUCAACCCACACGUGGGUGUAUUACACUACGACGACUGCCACGCGCUCACGGUAGCUGACAUCCCCGGCAUAAUCAAGGGUGCACACGCCAACUUUGGCUUAGGGCAUGCAUUCCUGCGCCACGUAGAGCGAGCGCGUGUGUUGGUGUAUGUGGUCGACUGCGCUGGGAUGGACGGACGGGACCCUGUGGAAGACUUGGCCAUUUUGCAGCGUGAACUGUCGCUGUACAAGGAAGGCAUGGUGGAGAGGCCGUCUCUGGUAAUCGCCAAUAAAAUGGACCACCCUGCGUUCGCUGCCAACUACGAGCGUCUGGUCAGCUCGUGCGAACACGAGGUCGUCGCUGUGUCAGCGCUCACAAAGGAAAACAUCAAACGGUGUACCAAGCGUCUUCGUCUGCUGAUUGAGAAGAACUUCGGCCCUUUGCAAUACUCUGCGGAAGCGUGGCGAUGACCACCGCAAGCUAAACCCCUAAACCCUAAAUCCUAGAGCAAGUUGUAACUCUAUGGUAUCGAGGAACAACAACAAUUACUGCUACUGCCGCGAAUGAAUGAGUUUCUCUCUGCAGGCUCGUACAUGGCCACCACGGCAGGAGGCCGUACCUUUGCACUCACGAAAUGUGACCGUAGCAAGCAGUUUUUAUCUACAGGUUGACAACACAUGGCCACCGCAGGCAUGUAGUUUCUGAAGAUCACAGCAGGCGAUUUGCUCUUUUAGAUUCGAAAUAGGACAACAAGCCAGCUGUAUCGUCAAGUUCACUAUGGUAUCCACAGCAAUCGAAUUGCUUCAGUGUUAUCAAAGGAUAACGUCCAUUACUGCAAGGGAUGAGGCCUUGAUAUCAGCUUGCUGGAGCGCAGCCGUGUCUGUGGGCCAAUCGCGUCACUAUCAGCGUCCGGACGUACGGCUAUACUAUUGAACGACCAAUUCUGCCAUUGCACUAGGUGUGUAAAAGUGCACGACGGCAUGUGAGAAAGACCACUGCUCAGUAUGAAGUAUGUGACACUCUUUAAAUGCGUCGACAAUCACUUCCUACUGGUGAUCGGAUAGUAAGUAAAGGACGGUAUAACAUACACCCAGUUGAUUCCUACGAGUCUGUGCACCUGACGAUGCUGCAACAGGCGAUUCGCUGGUUUUGUCGAUGUACAAAGUGGACAAUAUCGGGAUACACACUAAGCAUCACGCAGCUGGAAGGCCACUGCGACUGAAUUCGCGCACAGCGAUGGGCCUUGCUCACCCCAACUACUUCUAGCUGCGUUC
This is a messenger RNA of Sphaeroforma arctica JP610, 2376 nucleotides long. RefSeq lists its product as hypothetical. The record is from RefSeq and is a predicted model, not a curated record. The coding region runs from base 1 to 1572 and encodes 523 amino acids. Lineage: Eukaryota; Ichthyosporea; Ichthyophonida. The transcript has 10 exons. Gene Ontology annotation, cellular component: mitochondrion. Gene Ontology annotation, molecular function: GTP binding; GTPase activity.